AUGGUCAACAUCCGCCUCGAUGCUAGCGGCUUCGACGACGAGGACGACGCGGCCAAUGCGACCAACUAUAUCCGCGUCGUUUCUCUAGCCAUCGCGUUCUACGAUUACUUCAUCACCCUCCCAGCCGAGUACCGGUUUUACACCAGUCAACGUAGUUGGCGAUUAUCCCCCGGCUGCAUCCUUUUCAUUGCUAUCCGCUACUCCAGCAUCGCCGUCCUCCUGCUCAGCAAUGUCGGUUACUUUUCUACUUCGUUUAGUACCGCGCUAUGCAACCGCUACUUCAUCGCCGCCCCCGUCUUCAAGGUGCUCCAAACGAUGAUUUCUCAGAUCAUUGUCGGCGUCAGGACGAUGAACAUCUCUCGGCGCGCGACAUGGGUUACGUGGACAAUCUCGAUCACGUUCAUUUUAUGCACUAUUGCCGAAUGGUUCCUCAACCUCUGGAACCGACACAACAAGUACGUGUCUACAACUUCUUCUGCACCUGCGCCUCAAUUCACCUACCUUCACAGCUGCACCACAGGAAAUUCCCCCCCGGUGCUAACGGUGUGGCUGUAUUAUGUAUUUGCUAUGGCAUACGACGUUGUCACCCUCGGCAUUUCGACUGCACACUUGAUCAACUUCGGCUCCAACUCUGGAAAAGCUCGACAUACGUUGCCGUUGACGCUACUGACGGCCCUUGAAGGUGCCAACAUCUUGAAUCUCAUUCUUUACCGAAGUUCCAUCGAAUCAGCUCAGGUGAGCUCGACUCUUCUAGUUUCCAUCGGCUAUACUGUGACCUGGAUUAUGAGCCAGCGAAUCCUCAUCCACCUUCGAGAUGCUGCAGCCGUCCACAACCGCGCCAUCACUACCCAGGUUGUCGUCUCACGGAGCCUGCAUUCCGCCCAGUCCGUCUCCCGCGCCGUUCGGAACCAGUUUGAAAGCAAAGACGAACACCCGUUUUCUACCCACCUCGAUCUCGACUGUCGCAGUCGUGCGGCGGUGCGCGAUGCCGAGAGCAGCAUUGACGUGGACGAUGACGGUCGUUAUGACCGGGAGCGGGACGCCAUGGACUGGAUGAUGCGCACACACAAGUCAAUCACGAUCCCCACACACCCUCCUCGUCGCCGCACGGCGCUGCAUCCAGAUGAGCACGACGUCGACGUCGAAGUGACGAUCGAAGAGACCGUCACCGUCGAGCUAGACACGGAUGCGGAUGAAGAGUCCGACCCGCAACGGGAGUCGUACCGAGAACCCCGCGUCAUGUGGUCGUCCGCGAGGUCAAUACCUCCCCCGGCCCCUCCAACUCCGCUCCAGCCGGUGCAGAUGAAGAAGACCACGCGCAUUUCUGGUGCGGCGUCGUGA
Epithele typhae is the source of this 1341-nucleotide messenger RNA. RefSeq lists its product as uncharacterized. The transcript has 11 exons. Lineage: Eukaryota; Fungi; Basidiomycota; Agaricomycetes; Polyporales; Epitheliaceae. The coding region runs from base 1 to 1341 and encodes 446 amino acids. The record is from RefSeq and is a predicted model, not a curated record.